CGGGACGCCGCAGAGCCCGGAGCCGGGGGCAGCUUCGGCCAGCUUUCCCAGCCUGGCCCCAGUGUCGGGCCGUGGGGAGGCUGAGGAGGAGGAGGACAACGAGCAAGAGCCGGCGGAGGUCUCUGGGGCGGCGGUGUCUGAUGUCUGGUGGAGCAGGCGCUUGGAUCCUGAGAGCAGGGAGUUGGUUGGAACUUCGGGAUGUUAGAAUCAAUGGGCUUGGAAUAGCUGGCCGGUCACUUGCCUCUGCUCUGUUUGACACUGACUGAAUGGGGACGAUGAUACUUAUCUCAGUCAGGGAUUUGAUAAAAUGAUUAAAAUUAAGUAGGACAUGGCAUAACCCUACACUUACCAGCAGUUUCCUUUCCUGUCGGUUUCCUUUCUUCUUCCUGGGAUAGAUCUAUCUGUGUGCGCUGUGGACUUCAGGAUACUUGGGCAUCGCCUACUAUGACACUAGUGACUCUACCAUCCACUUCAUGCCGGAUGCCCCAGACCAUGAGAGUCUCAAGCUUCUCCAGAGAGGUGGGAGCAGAACCAUGGAUUCCUCUACUCUGAGACUGGAAGUGUAUUUCACUCUUCUAUCCUUACCUGUCUCAAUUUAUUUUAUUGACUCCCAGAAGUUCCCCCUGUUGUUUAUAGGAAUUCAUUUCAUUAUUCAACACUUAUUGUUUAUAAUGUAUCAGGUGCUGGGCAAAUCAGUCAUGUCUGUCCUGCAGGGCUUUGGAGUCUAGUGACAAUCUCCAGGUCACUCUUCUCUCCUGCCACCCUGCCAGUCUUCUCAUUCCUCAAUCUCAUGCCUGACUCCUACCUAUGCUCCCAAUGUGCAGAGCACCUCUUACUUUUAGAGGGAGGAAAUGAGGGUGCGUUUGUUUGUUUGUUUGUUUGUUUGUUUGUUUGUUUUGGAGGGAGUAGAAGGAAAUAGCAAGGGGAGGCCUUAUGCAUACCCCCUUAGAGGACCCUUUUACUCAUUUGGUCUCCAUUCUUCUUCCAAGUGUUGGAUGAAAUCAAUCCCCGGUCUGUUGUUACGAGUGCCAAACAGGAUGAGAAUAUGACUCGGUUUCUAGGGAAGCUUGGUAAGGACUGGGUAAGGGGAAAAGCAAAAAUGGGAAAGGAGUGAACUGUGGAAUAUUCCAGGAGACUAAAGGGUCUUGGAGGAGAACAGCCAGGAGGCCAGAAUUGGGUGAGAGGGAAGGUGGGACAGAGGCAGAGGACUGAGAUGUUCAGACUCAUGGCCCUUUCUCUGCUUCCCCCACAGCCUCCCAGGAACACAGAGAGCCUAAGAGACCUGAAAUUGUAUUUUUGCCAAGUGUGGAUUUUGGUUCGAGCACUUGGAGGGCUGCUCAAGUUCCUGGGUCGAAGAAGAAUUGGGGUUGAACUGGAAGAUUAUAACGUCAGCGUCCCCAUCCUGGGCUUUAAGAAAUUUGUGUUGACCCAUCUGGUGAGCAUAGAUCAAGACACUUACAGUGUUCUGCAGAUAUUUAAGAGUGAGUCUCACCCUUCAGUGUACAAAGUGGCCAGUGGACUGAAGGAGGGGCUUAGCCUGUUUGGAAUCCUCAAUAGAUGCCACUGUAAGUGGGGACAGAAGCUGCUCAGGCUAUGGUUCACACGUCCGACUCACGACCUGGGAGAGCUAAAUUCUCGGUUGGAUGUCAUCCAGUUUUUCCUACUACCCCAGAAUCUGGACAUGGCUCAAAUGCUGCAUCGGUUGCUGGGUCAUAUCAAGAAUGUGCCUCUGAUUUUGAAACGCAUGAAGCUGUCCCACACCAAGGUCAGCGACUGGCAAGUUCUGUACAAGACUGUGUAUAGUGCCCUGGGCCUGAGGGAUGCCUGCCGCUCCCUGCCCCAGUCCAUCCAGCUCUUUCAGGACAUUGCCCAAGAGUUCUCUGAUGACCUGCACCAUAUUGCCAGCCUCAUUGGGAAAGUGGUGGAUUUUGAGGGCAGUCUUGCUGAAAAUCGUUUCACAGUCCUCCCCAACAUAGAUCCUGAAAUUGAUGAGAAAAAACGAAGGCUGAUGGGACUUCCCAGUUUCCUCACUGAGGUUGCCCGAAAGGAGCUAGAGAAUCUGGACUCCCGUAUUCCUUCAUGCAGUGUCAUCUACAUCCCUCUGAUUGGCUUUCUUCUUUGUAUUCCCCGCCUGCCUUUUAUGGUAGAGGCUAGUGACUUUGAGAUUGAAGGACUGGACUUCAUGUUUCUGUCAGAGGAGAAGCUGCACUAUCGUAGUGCUCGAACCAAGGAGCUGGAUGCAUUGCUGGGGGACCUGCACUGUGAUAUCCGGGACCAGGAGACCUUGUUGAUGUACCAGCUGCAGUGUCAGGUGCUGGCGCGGGCAGCUGUCUUGACCCGUGUGUUGGACCUUGCCUCCCGCCUGGACGUCCUGCUGGCUCUUGCCAGUGCUGCCCGGGACUAUGGCUACUCAAGGCCCCGUUACUCCCCCCAACUCCUUGGGGUCCGAAUCCUGAAUGGCAGACAUCCUCUGAUGGAACUCUGUGCCCGAACCUUCGUGCCCAACUCUGCAGAGUGUGGCGGGGACAAAGGGAGGAUCAAAGUCAUCACCGGACCCAACUCCUCAGGGAAGAGCAUAUACCUCAAACAGGUAGGCUUGAUCACAUUCAUGGCCCUGGUGGGCAGCUUUGUGCCAGCAGAGGAAGCCGAAAUUGGGGCGGUAGAUGCCAUCUUCACCCGGAUUCAUAGCUGCGAAUCCAUCUCCUUGGGCCUCUCCACCUUCAUGAUCGACCUUAACCAGGUGGCGAAAGCAGUGAACAAUGCCACCAAGCAGUCUCUGGUCCUCAUUGAUGAAUUUGGAAAGGGAACCAACACGGUGGAUGGGCUUGCGCUUCUAGCUGCUGUGCUACGACACUGGCUGGCACUUGGACCCAUGUGCCCUCACAUCUUUGUGGCCACCAACUUUCUGAGCCUUGUUCAGCUACAGCUGCUGCCACAGGGGCCCCUUGUGCAGUAUUUGGGAUUGGCCAAGGGUUUCAGGGCAGGAAGCAGAGACAUUGAUGACACACUGUCCCCUUGUAUCUCUUUUAAGACCAUGGAGACCUGUGAGGAUGGGGACGACCUAGUCUUCUUCUAUCAGGUUUGUGAAGGUAUUGCCAACGCCAGCCAUGCAUCCUACACAGCUGCCCAGGCUGGGCUUCCCGGCAAUCUCAUUGCCCGUGGCAAGGAGGUCUCAGAUUUGAUCCGCAGUGGGAAACCCAUCAAGCCUGUCAAGGAGUUGCUAAAGGAGAAGCAAAUGGAAAAUUGCCAGACGUUGGUAGAUAAAUUUCUGAAACUGGAUUUGGAAGAUCCCAACUUGGACCUGGACAUUUUCAUGAGUCAGGAAGUGCUGCCGGCUGCCACUGGCAUCCUUUGAGAGUCCUUCCUUGGCUUUCCUCCACUUCCCAAGACCCCAGCGAGCUGCCAUGCCCUGUCUCUUUCCUGGUCUCCCUCAGGCCCAAAAUUCUCAAUUUUCCUGGAAAUUCUGUUUCACGUCAGGAAUAAAGUUUAUUUCAGAGCAA
Herpailurus yagouaroundi (jaguarundi) is the source of this 3500-nucleotide messenger RNA. It is a transcript of the gene MSH5, whose product is annotated as mutS homolog 5. The record is from RefSeq and is a predicted model, not a curated record. The transcript has 20 exons. Lineage: Eukaryota; Metazoa; Chordata; Mammalia; Carnivora; Felidae. Gene Ontology annotation, biological process: mismatch repair; chiasma assembly. Gene Ontology annotation, molecular function: ATP binding; ATP-dependent DNA damage sensor activity; mismatched DNA binding. Gene Ontology annotation, cellular component: nucleus. The coding region runs from base 1214 to 3355 and encodes 713 amino acids.